Messenger RNA from Pocillopora damicornis (cauliflower coral), 3718 nucleotides. RefSeq lists its product as uncharacterized. NCBI's taxonomy places the organism in Eukaryota, Metazoa, Cnidaria, Anthozoa, Scleractinia, Pocilloporidae. The record is from RefSeq and is a predicted model, not a curated record.
AGUGUUGACAUGGUCGCCUAGGGAAUUUCAAGCGUCUCUUGCAUUCAAUUAGGAAGAAAAAUGGGAACUUACUGACCAAAAGACACCGACAUCUCCUCUCUUUGCGUUUCUGGUCCUCCUUUCUUUAAUUCUUUGACAGCACGGGCAGCUGGCUCGGAGAUGUAAAGUACAAUCGAAAUGAGUUUCUUCGCGGCAUCCCGUGAAAACAUCGAAUUUCCUCAGUGAAUAGUUUAAUUUCAAAACAUCCAGCCUCUUUUGUGAAUCACCCACGAUCGAAUGACUUAGUUUGGGGCAAGAUACCAGUGCAAAUUUGGGACGAAAAAUAGACUUCAGCUGCUCUUCAACGAAUGUUUUAGUGAUUAUACAAUGUUUUCCUUAAAAUGGCGAGCUGGUAAAAAAGAGCUGCUAGGUUUAAUUUUGGAAUGAUGAUACAUUCGAUCAAGAUUUUGCUUGGUCCACUUUGUGAAGGAUGGAAUCCGCAAAAAGACCCAGUAUGAGAAGAUUCUUUUUUUAUGGGGAGCACUUACUGGGGCUUGAAGAUCUUUUAGUUGGAGGAAAUGCAAAUCUGGAUUUACUCGGUUUUUAUAACCGUAUGGUAUGGAUGUUUGAAUGUUGUGUACUGCCUAGCAAUACAGCUGCCCUCUUCUUCCGGGACAACGGCGUUCACGCAGAGGACGGUCGUAUCAGUUACACCAACAAUAUCAGUGGACACUUCGAUAGUUACCGCAAGGGCAGCGCCAACUCCUGUGAGAUCGAGUGUUUCAGCCUCAGCUUCACUUCAAACAGAAGUAACUACCAACAAGGCAUACACCCUUUCCGCUACCGAACCUCGUCCUGAAACAGAGAUUACGCAGGCCGAGCCUCAUACUGAAGGAGAGGCGCGGGCAGAAGGCGAGUCAACUGCAAUAAGUGAACAAGCAGGAGAAUCUGAGCCAUAUGUAGAACCAGAGACGUGGCCGGAGCCAGGGCCAAGAUGGAGUGAGGCCUUUGAAAAAUGGAGGGCAGCUUGGUACAUUCAUGUCUAUUUCUUCGCCAUCGCUUUCCUCGCCAUUGGAUCUUAUGCUGGUUAUUACGUCAUCUUGAACAUUUACGACGGCUUAAGAGGAAAAUACCUCAGUGUUUGUUUAAACGGUAUGGUUCUGCUGUUUGGUACAACCAGGGCCUUUGUGCUGUUUUUGGAUCCGUAUCAUCAAGGGAGCUUAAUAAAGGCUCUUUUCACAAUGCGCCUGUUAUGGUCCAUCGGCGGCCCUUGUCUCACCGCCUCUGACUCCCUCAUAAUUUUGGCCCUGGUAGAGACCGCUCGUGUGUCCAUUGCGCCUCCAAGAUUUCAGAGGCUCGAAACAAUUUCGAUCGUGAUUGCAUUCCAUUUUGUUCUCGUUAUCGUUUCAGACACAAUCGUUUCUAUUUACAUGGAAGCAAAAAUCAUGAUUUUACUCUGUCAGUUAUUCUUCUCCGUUUGGGGAAUUACGUUAGGUGCCGGAUACGCAAACCUCGCGUACAAACUCGACAAGCAACUCUUCAGUCAUAAACAGAUCAAGGAAAAGGGAGAUAAAGUAUAUAUAUUUCUCAUUUACGCCUCUGCCGCGGCAAAUUUUUUCAUUUGCGGCGUUAUGAUCUACACCGCAGUGGGUGUUUUUGGUGUGUAUACAGACAUUGAAUUCGUGGACGCCUGGCACUGGUGGACGUUGCAAACGUUAUUUCGCACUGGGGAAGUUAUAACCUGCGUCUUGAUUUUCACGGUUAGCGCCAAGAGAUCACGAGUAAAGCAAGCUGCAGAUGAAGUUUCUGACUUUGAUUCUCGGUCACAAACGUUUGAUUCGAUAGACGGAUGUUCCGCGUUUCGAAAAGUUCGAUCGUUUUUUGACAGAUGUAGAAAACGGGCAACGAUCUCUGAUAUCGCAGAUGCCUUUAAGGAUGAUUCAGAGACAAUUGUGGUGGUCAGUAGAAGUAGUUUUAAAAAGAGAACUGCUGGUAAAGGCAACGAUGAAGAUGAUGUCCUUCCCCCUGUUUUUGAAGCAUUUCAAGAGAGGGACAGGGGGAGAAGGCAAGAUUUGUUUUCUCAUAUGCGUGAGGUGACUGUCGAAAAUCAAAUUGCGCAGCUCGACGCGAUGGCUCCAGCGGUUGCUCCUAGACCAAGGAGGGGUCGAAGACAGAGUUUAUUUUCUGCCAUGCAUGAAGCUAGCAUAAACAGCGCUAUUUCCUCGUUUGCUCAGCAAAUAACUGAAGCCAGCGAAGAACCCAUGAAAUGUGAGUCUUUCGAAACAGAUGGGGAGCUUAACGAGGAGCCAAAACCUCUCCCUCGAAGAGGCCGGCGGACUAACGUUUUCUCGAAUCUUCCGGAAACAAAACCGGAGAGGAAAAAUCCUCGUCAAGGCAUGAUGGAAGAUAUUGUUGAGGAAUCAACUGUUUACGAAGGGGAGGGUGACUCGAUUAGGAGACGCCCACCACUAUUGAAAAUGCGGAGUUCAGACAGAAUGCGUCAGUUAAUUAAUACUUGGCUCUCGCGAACUAAAGGUUCUCCCGAUGAACCGAAAGACAUUGCCGAGGAAGAGGAACCAAAAAUUGAAAGAGAUGAGAAUUCUGCGACAGAUUCCCUUCCUACAGAAAACUGUUGAUGACCUUGUAACUAACUUGCUUGUAAAAAGCCAUCUUUUUGGGUUCCUUGUGAAUAAUGCACAAGCCUUCAAAGCAUUUGAAACAUCCCUGUACCUCUUUUAAAGAGCAGUUUUCGACGUAGAUCGUCUUUAGUACCACUGAAUACAUCUCUUCCUGUUCCUGUUUGAUUCACAUAAUAUCUCUUCACAAUAAAAUUGUGGAAAUCUUGUGUUUCGUAUCUUGCAGCAUUAAGACCGAAAUAUUUAACUCAUGCUUUUGUUUACUGAAUUAUUAGAGUCUGUUUGUUUGUUUGGUUGGUUUGCUUUGCUGCAGCAGUUUUUCUUUCAAAGAGUUGGAGGGUGGAGGGGUGCUUAAGGUGAUUCUUUAGUAGAGUCAAAGCAGCCCAAAACACAGCCAGGUUGGGUAAAAGAAAAGCGCACAUUUUGUGACAUUAUAAGAAAACAGAGGGAGGGGGAAUGAUAAAUUUUUAAGGAAGCAAGAAUUCCCAUUGCAGCAUAUAACUGCGCAACAAGGAGCCAGUAUAGAUAAUAAAAUAUAAUAUAAAAUAAAAAAAUAGAAAACCAGAAAAUUUCUCCUGCAUGGCUCUUUGAUAAAAAGCCGUAAGGCCCUGUCGAGCCAAUCAAAUAGACCUUAUGAAAAAGAUUUUUAUCCUACUGAAGCCAAUCUCGUCAACGUUAAAAAGACUCAAAUCAUAUCAGUCCACACUCAAUCACAAAGAAUUAUAGCCCCUUCAUUGAUUCUAAGUGAUAAACAUUCCUAAAUGAAGUGUUUCAACUACGCCAUGUUCUAUGUUGUUCCUGUUUUAGAACCAUAAUCUCAGCAAUGAUUAAUUCAAAGUUAGUAAUAAUAGUUUUUCUAUUAAUCAAAAUAUACAGAGAAAAAUAACCGGCUGGUCUCUACUUUGCCUUUGAUAGAUCCAGUAGUUAUUCAAGAAUAUUUUUAGCAAUAUUCAUUGAUUAAGAUUUUCUCUAUAAAGCUCGUUGUAACACUGUGCGAUUUUUGGCUAUUGUACCGUGAGUAAGCUUUAAUACGUAAGAGAAACUGAAACAUGAAUUGCGCAAGUAGAGACAAAAUACUUUAGGUGAAUAAAACAUCAAAUGUG